GCAGUUGUGCAAUAUCUUUCCGACGUCCAGCUGUGUGUGUUGUCCAGCUGAAAAAAAAAAAUUGUAAACCUCUACAGUUGCAUAGUUACAACCCUUUAGUUAUAACCCUGCUUAAAAAGUAAACCACGGGGAAUUACAAGAAUCUGAAGAAAAAAGAAAGAUAAAGUUUGAUGUUUAUUUUUUCAUUCCACUUCGGAUUACGUAACUUAACGUACACUUGGUAAGUCGUGCAUGCUUUCUUCACAGCGCGUGAAGUGUAUGCUUAUGUCUGUUUUUGCUCCACACUCACAACUGUCUGUCGACAUGACACAAUUUAAUGGUAAAAAGCAGCAAACUAAGUGCUGUUCUUCGUGGCGGCGACACGUUCAAAAGCAUUUCGUUUUGGUCAUUUAAAUAUUUCCGUUUUAGAGAGCAAAUGUUACAGUCUUUUAGAGGUCACUCAUGGGAAAACUGGGAAUGGGAUCCAGACACUAAAUCUCCUGAUGCUCAGAUGUCUCCAUGCCGACAGGCCGUCUACUUUCACACCGGCCCUCUGCUGGACAGUCAGGGCACUGCAGGGGUCAGAGGGACCAAAGGUUUCACUCAAGGUGAGCAUUACUGGGAGAUCGAAUUCCUUGAGCCUCCAUACGGAAACUCUGUAAUGGUAGGCGUUGGUACCCAAAACGCACUGUUGCACACAGGGGAAAGGUUCAUCGACCUUAUAGGCAUGGACAGUCAGAGUUGGGGUCUAUCAUACAAAGGCUUCAUCUGGCAUAACGGGAGGAGUGAAAAAUACACAGAGCCUUUUUACGAAAGAAAUACAGUCAUUGGUGUUCUACUUGACUUGAGCGCUGGAACACUGACGUUUUACAGAAAUGGAGUGAAUCUCGGGGUGGCCUUCACCAGCCUGGAGCAGGUCAACAAGGCUCUGUUUCCUCUGGUGAGCUCUACUGCCCCUGAAACUGAGCUUCAGCUUGGUUUGCGAACCCAGAGGAUGUCCUCUCUACAGGAACAAUGCAUACAUACCAUCACACAGUGCCUCUUACCUUAUAGACAUGCACAUGAAUUACCAUUGCCCAAAUCCCUGCUCUGUCAAAUACAUACACAUGCACAUACAUAAGCAGGGCUUGACCUGUUACUCAUUUACAAUGCCGUUUACACACCUACAUUCAAUAAUAACCAAAGUCUUCCUGGGGAUUGUGCAGUGCAAGGAAUCUCAGUUGUAGAACAGGGAUUCAGAUCUACCUCAAAAAUUAUUUUAACUCUUUAAGCUCUGAGGGUGUUUUUAAAGAUCUCCUGUUUCAGUGGCAUACCCAAAAUCUAAGGCAUAUAACUGUACAAAAAUAAAUGAACAAGGAGGAUUAAGUGUUUGGCAUCAUUUUAUUGAAAACUUUAUUUUUAAAUGAUAUAGAUUAUAAGAAACUGCUGAAAAAUACACACACAUACGCGCAUUUUUUGUUCUUAUUUUUCUGAUUUGACAUAUCUC
Messenger RNA from Xyrauchen texanus (razorback sucker), 1465 nucleotides. RefSeq names its product SPRY domain-containing SOCS box protein 3. The record is from RefSeq and is a predicted model, not a curated record. The coding region runs from base 317 to 1099 and encodes 260 amino acids. NCBI's taxonomy places the organism in Eukaryota, Metazoa, Chordata, Actinopteri, Cypriniformes, Catostomidae. Gene Ontology annotation, biological process: proteasome-mediated ubiquitin-dependent protein catabolic process. The transcript has 4 exons. Gene Ontology annotation, cellular component: SCF ubiquitin ligase complex. Gene Ontology annotation, molecular function: protein binding.